Molecule: messenger RNA, 978 nt
Organism: Venustampulla echinocandica
Lineage: Eukaryota; Fungi; Ascomycota; Leotiomycetes; Helotiales; Pleuroascaceae
Product: Chromatin associated protein KTI12
Exons: 2
Coding region: 1-978 (325 amino acids)
Source: RefSeq, a predicted model, not a curated record
AUGCCUUUAAUAAUUCUCACCGGCUACCCCACGUCUGGGAAAACGCAUCGUGCCCGCCAAAUCCACACAUACAUCAAAGAGCGCAUAUCCUCUCUCCCUGAGAGCCACCCCGCGUCCACGCAGCGCGUGCACCUCGUAUCCGACCACACACUGUCGAUCCCCCGGGAAGUCUACAAUCUAGAGUCGAAAGAUCAACACGAGCGGUCUAACAAUGCUUCGGAAAAAGAUGCGCGUGCGACGAUCUACGGGGCUGUCAAGCGGCUGCUAAGCAAUAGGGAUAUUGUGAUCCUAGAUGGGGCGAAUUAUAUCAAAGGAUGGCGGUACCAGCUUUAUUGCGAGGCUAAGGCCGUUAGGACAACGCAUUGUGUGGUUCAUGUUGGGACGCCGGUGUCGCAGGCGAGGGGCGUUAAUGAUGAGAGGUUGGCAGCGGCCAAGACGGCUUCUUCAAGUGGUGAGGAUGAUACGCGGAGUGAGGAGGAAUUGCCAUAUGAGAGUGGGUGCUGGGAGAAUUUGGUAUUUAGGUAUGAGGAGCCGAAUGCGAUGGCCAGGUGGGAUAGUCCAUUAUUUACGGUUCUGUGGGAUGAUCCAACCCCGCCUUGCGAUGCCAUCUGGGACGAGCUUGUUGGGUCCGAUGCCGAGGGCGGGAAGAAGGUCGUGAAGCCGAACCAGGCGACUGUUUUGAAGGCGCCUAGUAGUGAGGAUUAUCUCUAUGAGUUGGAUCGGAGUACGCAGGGGAUUCUGAAUAAGAUUCUGGAGUGGGCGAAAGAUCACCCAGGAGAAGGUGGCGGAGAAGUUGGCGUGGGAGAGGGUGGUGGCGAGGAGUUGAUUGUUGAAUUGCCUGCUAAUCCGGUGGGCUUGCCGGCCCUGCAGCGGAUUAGGAGGCAAUUCAUAAGUCUUAACAGGACAAAUGCUGUGCCUGUGAAGCGGAUCAGUGAGAGCUUUGUGGUAUAUCUGAAUGAUUCAUUUGAGACUUUAUAG